AAAGAAGAAGAAGAAGAAGAAGAAGACGGACGCUGGGCGAGAGCAGCAUCAUCAGCAGUAGCAGUCCGGGCUGUGUCCGCCAGCAGGCAGCAGCAGCUCCGACAGCAUGGACAGCGACGACGGGAGCGUGGAGGAGGUCGUGGAAGGUCCAUUGGAUGAAGAUGAUCAGCCCCAUGGUUUCUGCACAGUGUCCUAUUCAUCCAGUGACCGUUUUGAGGGCCACUUCAGCCACGGAGAGAAGAAUGGCCGGGGGAAGUUCUUCUUCUUUGAUGGCAGUGCACUGGAGGGCUUCUACGUGGACGACGCUCUGCAGGGCCAGGGCGUGUACACGCAUGAAGACGGAGCUGUCCUCCAUGGGACAUAUGUAGAUGGCGAGCUCAACGGGCCCGCUCAGGAGUGGGAUUCCGAGGGCCGCCUGGUGUUCAGGGGCCAGUACAAAGACAACAUCCGCUGUGGGGCAUGCUGGGUCUACUACCCUGGUGGAGGCUGUGUGUUCGGGGAGGUGAAUGAGGACGGCGAGAUGACCGGUGAAGCUGUAGGCUACAUCUACCCUGACGGACACACGGCUCUCUACGGACGCUUUGUGGACGGAGAGAUCAUCGAGGCUCGCCAUGCCACCGUGAUCUCCAGCCAGAGUGGAAGGCCACGCUUCAAAAUCACCGCCAACAGUCCGGUGUACUCGUACGACAAGUCGACGUCUACCUGUAUCACGGCCCACCCGCUGCUCCCCGACCCCUACGAGAGCCAAAGGGUGUUCGUGGCCGACUCUACGAUCAAAGGAGCGGGACAGGGCCUGUUUGCCAAGACGGACGCUGAGCCGGACACCGUGAUGGCUUUUUAUAACGGAGUCCGCGUCACACACUCCGAGGUGGACAGCAAGGACUGGGCCCUGAACGGGAACACCAUCUCAUUGGACGAGGACACCGUGAUCGAUGUCCCUCAGCCAUUUGACCAGACAGACAGAUACUGUGCCUCUCUGGGUCACAAGGCAAACCACUCCUUCACCCCCAACUGCAAAUAUGAGCCGUUUGUCCACCCUCGUUUUGGGUCAAUCAAGUGCGUCCAGACCUUAAGGGCUGUGCAGAAAGACGAGGAGCUGACGGUUGCCUAUGGUUACGAUCUGGAGCCAGCGGGGGGAAAUGGCCCCGAGGCCCCUGAUUGGUACAAGCAGGAGCUGAAGGAGUUCCAGCAGAGACAGGCGGCGCCCAGCAGCCUGUGACAGACUCCUGCAGCCCCCGCUGGAUGUUUGAGAAGUUCCUCCCCUCACGGGGCGG
This is a messenger RNA of Perca flavescens (yellow perch), 1274 nucleotides long. It is a transcript of the gene setd7, whose product is annotated as SET domain containing 7, histone lysine methyltransferase. The record is from RefSeq and is a predicted model, not a curated record. Gene Ontology annotation, molecular function: histone H3K4 monomethyltransferase activity; protein binding; chromatin binding. Gene Ontology annotation, biological process: peptidyl-lysine monomethylation; heterochromatin organization; regulation of DNA-templated transcription. Lineage: Eukaryota; Metazoa; Chordata; Actinopteri; Perciformes; Percidae. The transcript has 8 exons. The coding region runs from base 107 to 1219 and encodes 370 amino acids. Gene Ontology annotation, cellular component: nucleus; chromosome.